AGCAGACAUCACUCUGCAGUUCUUUGAAUCUACAGAAAUUAAGGUCGAGAUUUGAGACAACAAUGGCGAUUACUCUUAACAAUGGCUUCAAGAUGCCCGUGGUCGGUCUCGGUGUUUGGCGGAUGGAGGGGAAAUCCAUCAAAGACCUUCUUACCUCCGCCAUUAAGAUCGGAUAUCGUCAUUUCGAUUGCGCUGCUGAUUACAAGAACGAAGCAGAAGUUGGAGAGGCACUUAAGGAAGCAUUUCAGACUGGCCUUGUUAAACGGGAGGACAUUUUCAUCACAACCAAGCUUUGGAAUUCAGACCACGGACAUGUUCUUGAGGCCUGUAAAGACAGUAUGAAGAAACUUCAGCUAGAAUAUCUUGAUUUAUACCUUGUCCACUUCCCUGUAGCCACAAAGCACACAGGUGUAGGAACAACUGACAGUGCUCUCAGUGAAGAUGGUGUGCUGGACAUAGACACUACCAUUUCCCUGGAGACUACCUGGCAUGCUAUGGAAGAGCUGGUCUCUCUGGGUUUGGUACGCAGUAUUGGUAUCAGUAACUAUGACAUCUUUCUCACAAGAGAUUGCUUAGCCUACUCAAAAGUGAAGCCUGCAGUUAAUCAGAUUGAGACACACCCCUACUUCCAACGUGAAUGUCUCGUCAAAUUCUGUCAAAAGUAUGGCAUAUGUGUUACAGCACACACUCCUAUUGGUGGUGCUGCUGCCAACACAGAAUUGUUUGGUUCAGUCUCUUGUUUGGAUGAUCCAGCCCUCAAGGGUCUGGCUGAAAAAUAUAAGAAAACGGUGGCUCAGGUGAUUCUCCAAUGGGGCAUUCAGCGGAACACAGUUGUCAUCCCAAAGUCAUCAAAAGUAGAGAGGUUGCAAGAGAAUUUUGAAGUGCUUGAUUUUGAGUUGACCAAAGAGGACAUGGAGUUGAUUAAGAGUUUGGACCGGAAAUAUAGGACCAACAACCCAGCCAAGUUUUGGGGCAUUGAUCUUUAUGCGUAAGUAGUGUUUCUUGUAAUUCUAUAAGCACGGGAUGGAUCCUUGUUUCCUGGAAAACUAGGUUAAAAUUUGGGGAAUGCUGUUUGUAAACUCAAAAAUGUUGCUCUUAUUCUUGGAUGCCUAAUAAAUCUGUCAAAAUCC
Molecule: messenger RNA, 1130 nt
Organism: Telopea speciosissima
Lineage: Eukaryota; Viridiplantae; Streptophyta; Magnoliopsida; Proteales; Proteaceae
Product: NADP-dependent D-sorbitol-6-phosphate dehydrogenase-like
Exons: 6
Coding region: 63-992 (309 amino acids)
Molecular function (GO): aldose-6-phosphate reductase (NADPH) activity
Source: RefSeq, a predicted model, not a curated record